This is a messenger RNA of Engraulis encrasicolus (European anchovy), 3166 nucleotides long. It is a transcript of the gene ift70, whose product is annotated as intraflagellar transport 70. The coding region runs from base 99 to 2054 and encodes 651 amino acids. Gene Ontology annotation, molecular function: intraciliary transport particle B binding; protein binding. NCBI's taxonomy places the organism in Eukaryota, Metazoa, Chordata, Actinopteri, Clupeiformes, Engraulidae. The record is from RefSeq and is a predicted model, not a curated record. The transcript is spliced from 19 exons. Gene Ontology annotation, cellular component: intraciliary transport particle B; axonemal microtubule. Gene Ontology annotation, biological process: intraciliary transport.
ACAGCUUUAUGUAGCUCCUAAACAUUGCUUGCUUGGUAGUGCUGUCCUCUUGAAAGGUUAUUCUUUUGCAAACGAGUGGGUUUGGUUUGAACAAAAUCAUGGCACUGACAACGAUAAAGGACGGGGAGUAUACGGCUACUGUUUACAAAAUGAUCAAAGAUGGACGUUAUGGAGAUGCCAUCCAAAUACUAAACAACGAGUUGGAAAAACAAAUGAAGUCAAGGGCUGCACUGUCUCUGCUGGGUUACUGCUACUACCACAUCCAGGACUUCACCAAUGCUGCAGAGUGCUAUGAGCAGCUUACACAGCUACAUCCCGAAGUGGAGGAGUAUAAACUCUACUAUGCCCAGUCUCUCUAUGGAGCAUGUGCUUUUUCUGAUGCCAUGAAAGCCACGUUUCUCCUGGAUAACCCAACCAGUCAUACUAAAAUGAUAAAACUGCAAGCUGCCAUAAAAUACGGAGAAGAGGAGUACGCUGGAGCCAAGACUCUGGUGGAGCAGCUGCCUCAGGACGAUCCUGAUUACGAGGUGGAUCUUGGCUGCCUGCUCUUCAAGGAGGGGGAGUACGAGGAGGCCUGCAAGAAGUUCAUGUCCUCCAUGCAGGUGCUGGGCUACCAGCCAGAUCUGGCAUACAAUAUUGCCCUCUGCCACUACAGUCUAAAACAGUACGCAUCAGCUCUGAAGUACAUCGCAGAGAUCAUAGAGCGUGGCAUACGAGAACAUCCAGAGCUGAGUGUUGGCAUGACGACGGAGGGCAUCGAGGUGCGUAGCGUGGGCAACACGCUGGUGCUGCACGAGACGGCCCUGAUCGAGGCCUUCAACCUCAAGGCGGCCAUCGAGUACCAGCUGAAGAACUAUGACGCCGCCCAAGAGGCCCUGACUGACAUGCCCCCCAGAUCUGAAGAGGAGCUGGAUCCGGUCACGCUGCACAACCAGGCCCUGAUGAACAUGGACUCCAAGCCCAGCGAGGGCUUUGAGAAGCUGGCCUUCCUGCUGCAGCAGAACCCCUUCCCUCCAGUCACCUUCGGAAACCUGCUCCUCCUCUACUGCAAAUUUGAGUACUUUGACUUGGCUGCUGAUGUCUUGGCUGAAAACGCCCAUUUAACAUACAAGUUCCUGACGCCGUAUCUCUAUGAGUUUCUAGAUGCCAUGCUCACCUGCCAAACAGCUCCCGAAGAGGCUUUCAGGAAAUUAGACGAUAUUGCGGGGAAACUAACUGACCAGUUACGGAAGGUAGCUAAACAGGUACAGGAUGCAAAAGUGACAAGGGAUGAUGAAGGCCUCAGGAAGGCUCUACACGACUAUGAUGAAGUGCUGGAGAAGUACAUCCCGGUGCUGAUGGCACAGGCCAAGAUCUACUGGAACCGGGAGAACUACAGCAUGGUGGAAAAGAUCUUCCGGAAGUCGGUGGAGUUCUGCCAAGAGCACGACACCUGGAAGCUGAAUGUGGCCCACGUGCUGUUCAUGCAGGAGAACAAGUAUAAGGAGGCCAUAGGCUUCUACGAGCCCAUCGUCAAGAAGCACUACGACAACAUCCUGAAUGUGAGUGCAGUAGUGCUGGCCAACCUCUGUGUGUCGUACAUCAUGACCAGCCAGAAUGAAGAGGCUGAAGAGUUGAUGAGGAAGAUUGAGAAGGAGGAGGAGCAGAUUUCAUAUGAUGACCCAGACAAGAAAGUGUUCCACCUGUGCAUCGUCAACCUGGUCAUAGGGACGCUGUACUGUGCCAAGGGGAAUUAUGAUUUUGGCAUUUCCCGCGUCAUCAAGAGCUUGGAACCUUACAGCAAAAAGCUGGGAACAGACACCUGGUUCUACGCCAAGCGCUGCUUCCUGUCGCUGCUGGAGAACAUGAGCAAGCACAUGAUCAUGCUGCGGGACACCGUGGUGCAGGACUGCAUCCAGUUCCUGGAGCACUGCGAACUGCAUGGUAAGGAUGUGACGGCCAUCAUAGAGCAGCCUUUAGAGGAGGAGCGGCUGCACAUUGGCAAGAACACUGUCACCUACGAGUCCCGCAUGCUCAAGGCCCUCUUCUAUGAAGUCAUCGGCUGGAACCAAUGAAUCCCCCACACCCAGCCAACCAGCAUCUUUACUUUUUCCCUCACAUAAACACACAAACUGCUCUUUCACAAUCUCAUCACUGGGGAGUUAUCCAUCACUGGAUUUCACUGAAGGUGUCAUCAGAGACUGAAGGAUCCAAAUGUGUUUGUGACACGCUCUGUUGUUUUGGACACGUGUGUCAUUUCAAAGUCACAGGAGGAGGAGACGAAUGUGUGUGUCGUCAAAGCCAGUCUGCUGUGUGACAGUAACUACCAUCACUAUGGACAAAUAGGCCAUUCACAACCAGUGCAUCACUCAUGAUUGUGUUAUAAUGCCAGCAAUGUUGGCAGUAUGAGAUAUGGGGACCAAGUUCCAAUUCAUCUUUUUUAUAAUCCUGUAUUGGUCUGACAGCCAAUAGUUUGAGUUGCAGUGGAAUAUGCAUUAUUUAGAGUUUAGUGCUCUUGUUUGAAACCCACCAUUGUGUUUUUGUGUGUGUGUUCCAGCUGGCGGGAUUGAGACAGGAGAGAAAAAAGGAGAAAACUCAAUAUUUACACAUUGAAAACAUCACUAUUUAUUACUCUUGGAGGUUGAAAGUUUGCUCUGUUUUAAAAGCAUUCGUUUCUCUCCUGUUUUAAUGUGCUGUUUGCUUUUCUCUGAAAGAAAUGCAAAAAAUCUCAAGAGUACAUUAUUUUUUAAACAAAGUAAAAACAACUGUUUAUAUCACAUCUUUGUACAUCAUAUCAGAUCAAAAGUAUAAAAUAAAAGAAUAAUAAUAAUAAGAAGAAAGUCUGAGUAGCCUAUUUUGAAUGUUUGGAAAUUACCCAAGAGGAAAUGUUUUGGGGCGAGAAUGGUGUGAACAGCAGAGUGUCAAGGAUGUGAGUCUGAGCAACUGGCCUUCUGGAGCUUGAAAAUAUUUCACCUUUCACCCAACAGCCCCACUCUGUUCUGGCCCUGGAAAAGGAUCCAGUGGUGAAGUCGAGCUAGCACGAAAAAUAAUUCUAGCUGCUUGUAAAUCUCUCUCUCUCUCUCUCUCUCUCUCUCUCUCUCUCUCUCUCUCUCUCUCUCUCUCUCUCUCUCUCUCUCUGCCCUGUAUGAAUGAGAAUCUUCAGACCAUCAGGAGAGUGGAGUCUUCA